AUGCAAACGUAUAAUCGCAUCGCCAUCUACGGCCACCGCAGCUGGGCGGGUGCCCCGUUCACGAAAACCAUAGCCGCAGCUGGAGCACCAAUCAAAGUCAUUUACCGCCCUGGAUCAGACAUCUCAGGCCUGCCUGCUAGUGUCACUUCUGUGCAGGUAGAUAUUGACGACGAAGCUGCUCUUAUCUCUGCUUUAGAAGAUGUCGACAUUCUUAUGCAAGUUUCAUGCGUCGGUCGCGACGACAUCAUGAGACAGCAAGCUUUCAUCAACGCCUUACCUCAGACAAAAGUCCGGCUUUUUGUGCCUUCUAACCUAGGCUAUCGAUGUGAUGAAUCGGGCCGACGAAUUCCUAUGAGGAAGAUGAAGCAAGAUAUUGAGGAUGCAGCAGAUGCACGCGGAAUUCCCCUUGCUAUCGUGGUGCCUGGAAGCUUUGCCGAGUCAACAUUUAGUGUUGGGCUUUUGGGCAUAGAUAUCACCAACAACAGAAUCGCCUAUACUGGAGACAGUGCCGACCAGAAAAUAAAUAUCUGCACCCGAAAGUACGUGGCUGCAGCUUAUGCGUCAAUUUUCGCCACUACUACGCCAGAGAAACUUGCAGGACGCACCAUUGGGGUAUCGGAGAUUCAAGUAACUGGCCGUGAGAUUGCAGCCGUCAUGGCCAAGAGAAAUGGCCAAGGUCCAACCGAGUUUCAUCAUACACUGCAAGAAGUCGAGGACAACAUUGAUAGCUGCCUCAAAGCCAAGAGUCCGCUAGCCGCGAUUUGGGAUUAUCGAAGGGUUUGGGGCAAUGGCCAGCACGUAGAAAUGAUAAAACCGGAUGUCUGGGAGGUGCCCAACUAUACAAAGGCGACACUGGAAAGUCUUCUCUUGGAUGGAGAAUUGGAGCCGUACAAGGACGUUGAUCCUCGCUUGGUUGCUGCUGUCAAUUCAACAUUUUAUUAA
Molecule: messenger RNA, 942 nt
Organism: Pestalotiopsis fici W106-1
Lineage: Eukaryota; Fungi; Ascomycota; Sordariomycetes; Amphisphaeriales; Sporocadaceae
Exons: 4
Coding region: 1-942 (313 amino acids)
Source: RefSeq, a predicted model, not a curated record